Oryzias melastigma (Indian medaka) is the source of this 1754-nucleotide messenger RNA. RefSeq names its product small glutamine-rich tetratricopeptide repeat (TPR)-containing, alpha (gene sgta). The transcript is spliced from 13 exons. NCBI's taxonomy places the organism in Eukaryota, Metazoa, Chordata, Actinopteri, Beloniformes, Adrianichthyidae. Gene Ontology annotation, molecular function: protein binding; molecular adaptor activity. Gene Ontology annotation, cellular component: membrane; TRC complex. The coding region runs from base 265 to 1278 and encodes 337 amino acids. Gene Ontology annotation, biological process: post-translational protein targeting to endoplasmic reticulum membrane. The record is from RefSeq and is a predicted model, not a curated record.
UAGGUGGCAGUAAUGUGCCUUAACGCUGCGUGCCAGCUGCCAUAAAACAAUACAAGAAGAAGAACUGAAGAAGAAGUUACUCUUAGGUCAAUCUUGAUUCUUACCUGGAUAAUCUCCAUCUGGAGUCCAGACACAGCAGGUUUGUUUCAGGAAGGGCAUCGGCGUAAAACUCUGCCAAACCACCGUUUGGCGACCCCUGACGGGAUUAACCAAAAGGAGCGCGUCUCCCUUAUCAAGCGCCGGGACGUCUGAGCCUCCACCACCAUGACAGACAACAAACGUCUCGCCUACUCCAUCAUCCAGUUCCUCCACGAUCAGCUGCAGUCCGGCGGUUUAUCCUCGGACGCUCAGGAGAGUUUGGAAGUUGCUGUUCAGUGUUUGGAGACGGCGUUUGACGUUUCCACGGAUGACCAGAGUCUUGCCGUCCCCGUGACGUUACCAGAGAUCUUCGCCAGCGCCACAGCGCAGUUUCCAGCUCAGUCGCAGGUAAACAACAAUUCCAGCACCAACUCCCCGACGGAGGAGCAGAGAGCGGAGGCCGAGCGGCUGAAAAGUGAUGGAAACGACCAAAUGAAGGUGGAGAACUUCGCCGCCGCCGUGGAGUUUUACUCAAAGGCCAUCGCCCUGAACCCCCAGAACGCCGUCUACUACUGCAACAGGGCGGCAGCGUUCAGCAAACUAGGGAACUACGCUGGAGCUGUGCAGGACUGUGAGCAGGCCAUCGGCAUCGACCCCAACUACAGCAAAGCCUAUGGACGGAUGGGUUUGGCUCUUGCCAGCCUGAACAAACACACUGAAGCUGUCGGUUACUACAAGAAGGCGCUGGAGUUGGACCCAGACAACGACACCUACAAGACCAACCUGAAAAUCGCAGAGGAGAAGAUGGAGACGUCCAGUCCGACUGCAGGUAUGGGCGGAGUGGACCUGGCCGGUCUUCUCAGUAACCCCGGCUUCAUGAACAUGGCGUCCUCUCUAAUGAGCAACCCUCAGGUCCAGCAGCUGAUGUCUGGGAUGAUGUCUGGAGCAUACGGCGGGAUGGGAGGCGGCGGCGGUGGUGGUAGUGGCGGCGGCGGUGGCGGUGGCGGAGGAGGUGGAGUAGGGGGAGGAGUUGGCGGCGCAGCCCCCACAGCCCCUGCAGCAGGAGAUCUGUCGGGACUAAUCCAGGCAGGGCAGCAGUUCGCUCAGCAGAUGCAGCAGCAGAACCCUGAACUCAUCGAACAGCUGAGGAAUCAAAUCCGCAACCGAACGCCCAGCGCCGGGAAUGAGGAGCAGCCAUGACACCCGCAGACGGUUGGACAGAGGAGGAGGAGGACGAUGAUGAGGAGGAGACAUCCGGCCUUUUUCUUUUCUGACAUGGAUGUAGAACUCAGAGGACUAAAGGAUUGUUUUGUGUUUUCAUCACUGCGUAACGGCUGCAUGACCGACGGCGGAGCCUCCCGCUUCGCACAGGAGCCUGGUCACAAAAAGUCCCCGCCUCCUGCAGCUCCAUGUGCUUGGAGGGACGAGUGCUUCACCAUCCGGGGUUCGUUAAGGAAGCUACAAGAACACGGACAUCACUUUGACCAGCUUGAAAUGCUUUUGAGUUUCUUCGGAAAAUCAACAGCGUUACUCUGAAGGUUUUUUUUCCCUCCAGUUCGGUUUUUGUAAGGGAUGUGUGCAAAUGAACGAACUUCAAUGUCCUCCGCUCUCGACCACACGGAGCUGCGGGGCGGCACUUUGAACACAGAUGAAUUAAAGAAAGAACCUCAACAUUU